Messenger RNA from Purpureocillium takamizusanense, 537 nucleotides. RefSeq lists its product as uncharacterized. NCBI's taxonomy places the organism in Eukaryota, Fungi, Ascomycota, Sordariomycetes, Hypocreales, Ophiocordycipitaceae. Gene Ontology annotation, molecular function: oxidoreductase activity, acting on paired donors, with incorporation or reduction of molecular oxygen; iron ion binding; heme binding. The coding region runs from base 1 to 537 and encodes 178 amino acids. The transcript has 2 exons. The record is from RefSeq and is a predicted model, not a curated record.
AUGGCCAACGUUUGGCUCGGCAAUGGUGUCACAAUCGCACUCUGGCGUACCGCGUCGGCCGACACGUCCUUCCUCGCCGGUCUGUUUGGUAGCAUGCUGUUAUACAGGGCGUUCUUCCAUCGACUUAGGCGGUUCCCUGGGCCGUUUGCCGCGCGUUUGUCCAACUUUUACCACUUUGCCAUCACAGCACGCACCAACAUGCAGCAUCAUCUUUUCAUACGGAAGCUGCAUGGGCAAUAUGGCGAUUUUGUGCGAACUGGACCACGCGAGCUGUCGAUACGUCGUGCCUCAGCCAUAAAUCUGAUAUAUGGCCCUUCUUCUACCUGCGGUAAGGCUACGUGGUACGAUCAAAACUCCGACAACCCCGACCAUGUCUCCGUCGAAAAUAUUCGCGACCUGGGGAAACACAGAACCAGGCGAAAGGCUUGGGACAAUGGGCUUGGCUUUAGAGGCACGUUCCUACUCAAGUACACAAUUGCCUUUCCCAUGACUGAUGUCGCUGACGGAGGCACUGCUGCAAGCCCUCGCCGCUUAUGA